GCGUGACGUGGCAUUAAAUGUAGUGGACGGGACGCUUUCUUCAACAGCUAAUCAGCCACCUCGGUAUCUUGCUAGCCAACAUAGCCGAAACGUUGGAGCGCUUUAGACGUUUUCGGUGUAUAUUAGUCAUUGUGUUUUAAACACACGUCUGUCGUAUCUCCUAGUUAACCAAUUCCACCACCCCGUAUUUAUAUUGUUAGUUAGCUAACUUAGCACAAGGCUAGUGGCUUAUGCUAACUAGCUAGCUAAAAUCCCUGACCAUGAGCUCACCAAGGUACUCCCCGCCUGCUAAAGAAGAGGACGUCUGCUGGACCGAGAAACAGGGUCUGUGGCUUAAUAUUGUCGUGAAAGAAGAGGAGGAAGAGAAGGAUGUCACAGUGAAAGGCGAUGAAGAAGCUUCCAGAGUGAAAGAGGACGAGACUGGAGAUCUGAUUAACACCACAGGUGAAAGACCAGACUCUCACAGAGGGAAAAGUCCUUCAGGGGAACCAGACCCACAGAAGACCAAACCAGCAAGACCACACCACUGCUCCCAGUGUGGAAAGUGUUUUAGACACUCGGGGAACCUGAAAACGCAUGAGAUGAUACAUACAGGAGAGAAGCCAUAUCAAUGCUCCCACUGUGGAAAGGGUUUUAGACUCUCAGGGCAUCUAAAAGUGCACGAAAGAACACACACUGGAGAGAAGCCAUAUCUAUGCUCCCAGUGUGGAAAGGGUUUUGGACACUCGGGCAAUCUAAAACUGCAUGAAAGAACACACACUGGGAAGAAGCCAUAUCUAUGCUCCCAGUGUGGAAAAGAAUUUUUCUCAUCUGGGGACCUGAAAAAACAUGAGAGAACGCACUUAGUAGAGAGGCCUUUCCAAUGUGACCAAUGUGGAAAGAGAUUUAUUCAGUCAGCGCAUCUGAGAGAUCACGAGAGAAUACACCCAGGAGAACAACCAUUCCAAUGCUCCUUGUGUGGGAAAAGUUUUACCCAUUCAUGGAACCUGAAAAUGCAUGAGAUGACACACACAGGAGGGAAGCCUUUCAGCUGCUCCCAGUGUGGAAAAAGUUUUAGCCAGUUAGGGACCUUGAAAACGCAUGAAAUGACACACACAUGAGAAGGAGAGAGCCUUUCCACUGCGGAGAGGUUUACUUGGUUAGGUAAUCUGAAAACGCAUGAGAGAACACACAACAGGAGAGAUGCCUUUCCACUGCUCCCAGUGUGGAAAGAGUUUUUUAGAAAUUGCAGGGAACCUGAAAGUGCAUGAACGAGGACACUAUGGAGAGAAGCCUUUCCAAUCUUCUCGGUGUGGAAAUACAUUUUCCCUGUCAGAGGACCUGAAGUCACAUGAGAGAAUACAGGCGCUGUGUUCCGACUUAUAUCUUUGACUUCAGAUAUUGUGUUUUGGUUUUAUGCCACAUCAUAUCCACGUAUACGAAAGCUUUUACUCAAAAACAGGGUUGCUUUUGUUUUUCGUUAAGACGUGAAUGAUAACAUCUCAAAUCAAAAUAUAUAUUUUUAAAUGUGUAUUGAUUUAUGAAGUAUAGAUUUGAAUAUUGGUAUUUAAAAACGUAAAUUAUUAUAUAGAUGAAGUAGAAUGUACAUUUCUAGAUUCUAACCUUGAGACCUAUUGGAUAUGAUAUGAUUUGGAUAUGACUAAAGACAUUUGAUUGGAUGCAUGAUUUGGAUAUUGCAAAGUGUAAAUGAUUAGAUCAGGAACAAAACUGGUGGAGAAGCAACAAUAGCAUCAAUAGGUAAGUAUACCAGUUUAAUUUGAGUACCAGGAUGUUGACAUAGUGUUUUUUUUGGGGGGGGGGGCUAUGUGUGGGUCUUGGAUGGUUGGUGGCCUGGCGUUUGGGACCUUGGGCCGGUGGCCCGAGAGGUUGCUGGUUUGGGUCCCUGAUUCGACUGGGUGCGAGAUCUGUCAAUUUGCCCCUUGGCGUGGCGCUUGACCCUAGUUACUGUUGUGGGUUGCUUUGGAUGGGAUUGGCUGCUAGAUGACUGAAUGCAAUGUCAAUAUUGAGUGGCUUCACUGCAGGUAGAUUUGUAUGAUAUUUUUCAAAUUCAAUAAAAUUAAAAAAAUGUAACAUGCA
This is a messenger RNA of Oncorhynchus mykiss (rainbow trout), 2076 nucleotides long. RefSeq lists its product as uncharacterized. Lineage: Eukaryota; Metazoa; Chordata; Actinopteri; Salmoniformes; Salmonidae. The record is from RefSeq and is a predicted model, not a curated record. Gene Ontology annotation, biological process: regulation of gene expression. Gene Ontology annotation, cellular component: nucleus.